This is a messenger RNA of Postia placenta MAD-698-R-SB12, 936 nucleotides long. RefSeq lists its product as hypothetical. The record is from RefSeq and is a predicted model, not a curated record. Gene Ontology annotation, biological process: L-ascorbic acid biosynthetic process. The transcript has 8 exons. Gene Ontology annotation, molecular function: gluconolactonase activity; calcium ion binding. The coding region runs from base 1 to 936 and encodes 311 amino acids. Lineage: Eukaryota; Fungi; Basidiomycota; Agaricomycetes; Polyporales; Adustoporiaceae.
AUGGGUUAUACUUCGCGAACAAUCGUUGUCGAACGCCCCUUGCUCAGGACUCAAUGUAGAUUGGGCGAAGGUCCUCUGUAUGAUUCAAAGGAUUCGCUGCUACACUUCGUCGAUAUCGAAAACUGCAAGGUCUACCAUUUGAAUAUACGUACCUCUGAGCUCACAGCUGAGCAAUUCAACGAGCCUAUAACUUGUCUCGCGUUACGGCGAAAUGGCACUGGGCUAGCGUGUACAACGUCCACUGGCUUUGCGCUUAUAGAAGCAGAGUCGAACCUGCGUUAUCUGUCUCAACCUCUACCCUCAGAGACUCAGCCAUACACUAGGUUCAACGAUGGCGCCUGUGACAAAGAAGGCCGUUUUGUUGCCGGGACACUCUACUCCAAAGAACACAAUGUCCCAGGACAGCUGUACAUGUUCGAUCCCGCGAAGGGUGAGUGCAAAGUCAUUGAUGAUGGUCCAUUUACGGAUUCCAACGGCUUAGGAUGGAGUGAAGACGGCAAGACCAUGUAUUUCACAGACUCAUUGACGAACAAGAUAUAUGCGUACGAUUAUGAUACAGGGAAGGUGUCCAAUAGACGGGUGUUCGUCGACCCAAUCUCCCACGGCCUGCCAGAAGGGACGUACCCCGAUGGCCUCUGCAUCGAUAACGCAGGGGGCAUAUGGUCUGCACGCUGGGGUGGCUCCAGAAUCAUAAGGUACACCCCGGACGGCGCCAUGGAUCUAGAAGUCUUUUUCCCCACCGUUCUCAAUGUUACGGCAUGCUGCUUUGGAGCAGGUCCGAACGAAGAUCAGCUAUACGUGACCACUGCUCAUUGUGGCGCAUGCGGGGGCGACGCUAGCCGACAGGCCCUCUAUCCUGACUCAGGGGACCUAUUUGUGGUGGAUUUCUCCGGUCAAUUCCGGGGUGCGAAGUGGCGGCACGAGUUUGCGGUCUAG